Molecule: messenger RNA, 2843 nt
Organism: Fusarium odoratissimum NRRL 54006
Lineage: Eukaryota; Fungi; Ascomycota; Sordariomycetes; Hypocreales; Nectriaceae
Exons: 7
Coding region: 807-2402 (531 amino acids)
Biological process (GO): carbohydrate transport; transmembrane transport
Cellular component (GO): membrane
Molecular function (GO): carbohydrate:proton symporter activity
Source: RefSeq, a predicted model, not a curated record
UUUUUGACGACAGGUGAAAGUCGAUUCGUGGACUUUUUUAUCCGCCGAGAUCUUUAGACUAAGCGAACCAAUUCAUGCGCUUAUGGAUAUACGGUUAUUCUACUGUCUCGGCUUUGGACUGGUAUACUCACUAUGUCGAGCCUCGCGGGCAGAUGGUGUUUUGAACCUUGGGACGAGCAUCGAAAGAGCUUGUAUGGCUAUAGCUUGAGCGAGUGCUGGUAAUAUCGAUGCGAAACAGGAUAUUGACAAGGGUUGUGGUUUCAUUCGGGCGUGAGUCUGCGUCGACUGUCUAGUCUGUGCCUCUAAUUUGCACAGACAGGCAACGCAUCAAACCCUCCUCAACAAUCUGUGCAAUUGACAUGGGGAGUUUCUAUCUUACACCAAUAAGGCCGAUGCGCCGAUAUUGGGGGUGAGAGUCGUCUUGAUGCGACCCCAGACUUGGCUGUCACUGGUCGUUGGACGAUCAGUUUCGGGUGGUGGUGGUCUGGAGUGUCUGGGGGAGCUUGAUAGCUCGAACACUGGACCUUAGCCGGACGAUCAUUUAAUAUCCUGCGAGCUCCCCUCGAGAUUCAGAUUUUCUCUUCAGAGAUCACACCACAAUCAAUUAUUGGUGCAUUUCGACCUUCGAGCUUGCCUCUUAUAUAUUGACAGCUCCACAUCUUUGUUUCGACUCAAAAUCCGGGGAAACAAGCUUAUAUUUAAAGCAUACCCUCUAUUGUUCUUAGCUUGGAGCCCACUCCCAUCUCAACGAUCCUCGGCUAUCGCCACUCAACCACCCCCCAUAGUUGUCUUCCAAUACCGCAGCCAUGGGUCUAGCGGGCAUCCUCAAGAAGGUCAUUCGCAAUGAUGCGAUGAAAACUGACCCCGAGGAGAUUUACAACUGGCGUGUCUUCGCCAUCGUCGCUGGCUCAUGCUUCGGCGGUAUGUUGUUCGGUUGGGACACUGGAGCUAUCGGCGGUGUCCUCGCUAUGAAGGCCACACAGGAGCGAUUCAACUAUACUCCUGAGGCCAAGGUUACACUUGACCAGAACAUUGUCUCUACUCUCCAGGCUGGUUGCUUCGCUGCUUGUUUUUUCACUUCGUACUUUACUGAGAAGUAUGGUCGACGAUGGUGUCUCGUUGGAACCGGUAUUGUCACCACUAUCGGUGUUAUUCUUCAGGCUGCCUCCACUGCUAAUGGUUCUCUUCCCCUCAUGUACGUUGGUCGCUUUGUUGGUGGUCUGGGUGUCGGAGCUGCUUCGUCCUUGGUACCCCUUUACGUGUCUGAAUGUGCACCUCGAGCUAUCCGUGGUGGUUUGACCUCUUUCUAUCAGCUAUUCAUCGUUACUGGUGUCAUGCUUUCGUUCUGGGUCAACUAUGGCGCUCUCCUCCAUCUCAAGGCUCCCACGGUCUACGCCCUGCCCCUAGCUCUCCAGGCUCUCCCCGCCGUCCUCCUGAUCACUUGCAUGCUGCUGGCCCCUGAAAGCCCUCGAUGGUGUGCACGCAAGGAUGACUGGGAACGUGCCAAGUCUAUUCUCAUCGACCUUCGCAUGCUUCCCGAGGACCACGAGUAUGUCCAGGCUGAGAUUCAGGAGAUGUCUGCUCAGCUCGAAGCUGAGAAGCGAUUGACCGGCGACGCCUCUGCCUCAACUCUCUGGAAGGAACUCGUCACCAUCCCCGGAAACCGAAAGCGAGCUAUCAUCUCUGUUCUCCUCAUGAUCUGCCAACAAAUGACAGGUGUUAAUGCUGUCAACUACUACGCUCCUCAGAUCUUCCAAUCUCUCGGUAUGACUGGUACAACAGUCUCACUCUUUGCCACUGGUGUCUACGGUAUCGUCAAGGUCUUGGGUUGUGCUACUUUCCUCAUCUUCUGUGCCGACUCUCUCGGUCGACGACGCAGUCUUCUGUGGACCAGUGCUGCUCAGGCUCUUACCAUGUACAUCAUCGGUAUCUACGGUCGCGUCGAGCCUCCUGUUGCUGGUCAAGGCAUCUCUGCUUUUGGAUACGUUGCUAUUGUGUGCAUUUACCUCUGGGCUGCUCUCUUCCAGUUCGGUUGGGGACCUUGCUGCUGGAUUCUCGUCUCUGAGAUUCCCACUGCCCGUCUUCGAGCUCUGAAUGUCGCCAUCGGUGCCGCUACUCAGUGGCUGUUCAACUUCAUCAUUGCCCGAACUGUGCUGACCAUGCAAAAGACCAUGGGACCUGCCGGCUACGGUAUGUUCUUCAUGUUCGGCAGUUUCGAUCUUCUCAUGGGUAUCUUUGUCUGGUUCUUCGUUCCCGAGACCAAGGGUCUCAGUUUGGAGCAGAUGGACGAGCUCUUUGGUGUUGGCGACCUUCACAGCAAGCUCGAUGCCGAGGGUCCUGAAGGCGCCCGCACGCCCAGCAUCCGGGAGGAAGUUGCCGACAUCAAGAACACCAAGCACUAAAUGCCAAGGUUUAAUGAAUCGGUGGACAAAGGAGAUGUGAUCAGGGGGUGAAAUCUAAUUCAAGAUCAAGUUUGAUGAGUUUGGCUGUUCGUUAGGAGUAAAGCGUGAGGAUGAUAUACCUAGCAGUCUGCGGGCACAUGUACCGAGUUGCAGCGACACCUGAAUGAGUUAUCACGAUCAGAAGGAUAUUGCAAGCUUUCUGUGCCUGGUUCAAAAGAAACUUCCGGUUAAAUGCAACAAUCUUACCAAGCUAACUGCGGCACGCACAUAUUGACUUUCUAAAUUAUCCGGAGAGUGUCCUCAAUUGCUAACGGUUUUGCCAACGUGUUGUAAUAAUCCGAUUGGCUUUGUCCUUACGAGUUAUGCAGAAGAUGUUAUCACAAAUAAAGGAGAAAACACGUUGAAUCUCAAAGGGAACCGAGCUAAGCUAGUGACGGACCG